AUGUCAUCCGAAACAGCGUUGUUGGGUUUUGGACUAAUUACUCUUGCACACGGUUUCUCACUUGACAACUUUGGACAACGUUCACGUCAACUGAUGGGGUCAGAGUUUCUCACUGAGACUGUGAAGAAUUUUCUUCAGUGUAAGAAUCUGUGUGAUCGCCGGUCUCUGUGUAAAUCUGUCAACUACAACCCGAAAACAAAAGAAUGUACAGCCAAUUUCCAUGACAGCCAAACAUCAUCUACACCUUUGGAUCCUACAUUUCCAGAAGUACUGUUUGCAGAGAAACGUUCUAUGCCGAAGGGUAUCGAUGUUUGUGACAGCGGCCCAUGCGAAAACACGCAAGUCUGCACUAGGAUGGGAUCUCACCCUGUCUGCUUCACAGAAGAAAUCCGCUGUGGUGUGGCCCCGAAUGUUCCCUACGCCAGCAAGACUUCGCCACGCCUCUCGGCUCAUUCCGUCUCCACCUACAGCUGUAACGCAGGCUACACCGUGUCCAGCGGAGAGACUACGUCAACGUGUGACGUCACAAGAAGAUGGACUCCGACCAACUUGACAUGUGUUGCAUAA
Gigantopelta aegis is the source of this 567-nucleotide messenger RNA. RefSeq names its product sushi, von Willebrand factor type A, EGF and pentraxin domain-containing protein 1-like. NCBI's taxonomy places the organism in Eukaryota, Metazoa, Mollusca, Gastropoda, Neomphalida, Peltospiridae. Bases 1 to 567 code for a protein of 188 amino acids. The record is from RefSeq and is a predicted model, not a curated record. The transcript is spliced from 4 exons.